This is a messenger RNA of Pomacea canaliculata, 7304 nucleotides long. RefSeq lists its product as uncharacterized. Gene Ontology annotation, biological process: immune response; toll-like receptor signaling pathway. The coding region runs from base 223 to 6684 and encodes 2153 amino acids. The record is from RefSeq and is a predicted model, not a curated record. The transcript is spliced from 9 exons. Gene Ontology annotation, molecular function: transmembrane signaling receptor activity; protein binding. Gene Ontology annotation, cellular component: membrane. Lineage: Eukaryota; Metazoa; Mollusca; Gastropoda; Architaenioglossa; Ampullariidae.
ACAUGUUCGUGCAAUCAUAAGAACAAGGAAGUCAAAUACACUGCGCUCUCUCACCCCAGCACCCUCUCCCCAGCUAACUUAUCCCUCCCACAGAGAUCACGAAUGUUCUCCUGAUAUCUGUAUUUACUCUCGACGUUCGCCAUUGUCAAGCUGUCUUCCGGUAUCCGAGCUCACCCAGUCUCGUUCUCUCCUCAGUGUACAAGCAGCCGUCAACGGAAAGAGAUGUCUGUCGGUGCAGCAAACUAUGUCUUCAUGGUGUUGUGCUUGGUGGUGGGGACACUGGACGUACCCCUUAGUCCUCGUUAUGAACGACAGGCCGGUCACAGGCUGGUGACUCCGGCGAAGUGUGACCGUGGAGGGAGUUCACUGUGGACACCGUGUGGCGAUGACCUCUGUUGUUGCCGCGAGCCCCUGGCAGACUGCACAGGACAAAACCUCUCUUACAUUCCCGCAUUCUUCGAGUUCGCAAAAAUCUCACAUCUGGAUUUUUCUUACAAUACUCUCCAGGCUAUCGACGAAAAGACACUCGAAAAUGUGACUUCCUUCACGAAUAUCGCUCUGGAGAAAAAUUCCUUAGCCUACGUCCAUCCGAACUCCUUCAAAAACUUGACUGCAUUGAGAGCUCUGAAUCUGGACCUUAAUCACCUCAACGACUCUGCGGGACUUUUCUUGGCCCUCAAAGUGACGACCUCACUGGAAAAUUUGACUGUCAACGGCAACAAACUCGACAGUCUCGAUUUCAGUCACGUGGCACAGCUUCGAAAUUUACGUUUCUUACAUAUUCGUAACAACACAAUUGGAAACGUUGUAACGAAGGAUGUUGAGGUACAAGAUAAUCUCGUCCACCUGGGUUUAAGUAAAAACGUUUUGUCCAUGUUCCCGGAGUUUUGUGCUGACAACAACACGCCAAUCUUCCCGAACCUUCGCUACCUGAACUUAGAAUGGAAUAAGAUUACCAGCUUAGAUGACAUGGGAUGCUUGCCCAACCUCGCCACCUUGAUACUCAGCGGCAAUGCCAUCUAUAACACCAAAACGAACUUCCUGCAGGGGUUACCCAGUCUGCGAACUUUGUUUUAUAAAACGUGUACAAGCAGGUUGGUGGAAGGUUCUGCCUUUAACCACUCGGGCCUGCAACACCUGGACGUCAGCGAGAGCCUGUGGUUCUUCGACCACAUCUACGGCAAAGGUAUUAAUCUGGAUGUAUUCAAGUUCAUGCCGAACUUACAGACAAUAAACAUCUCCUGGUCUGUGUUUCAUUUCGCCAACGAAAGCGAGAUGCAUAGAGUUCUUUCUCCUCUUACUCACGUGAAGGAGUUUAUCAUGCGAGGGACCGGAAUAGAAUCCAUCCCGAGGAUAGUGAUGGCUAAUUUCACAAACCUUACUUACCUGGAUGUAAGUGAUAGCGAAAUACCGUACUUAGCAGAUAACACCUUCGAAAACUUGACCAACCUUCGAAAUUUGACCUUAAGUUACAAUUUCAUGACAACAUUCAGCGAACGUCUGCUGGAGCCGCUUUUGAAAGGAAACCAAGUAAUUACAUUAGACUUUAGUGGCAACCCCUUCUCCUGCCAGUGCGACUUGCUGUGGAUGAUCAAGAAUUUUCAAGACCAAAAGGCUGGGAGCAAUUUCGUCUUCCUGAACAGAGAUUCGUACAUCUGCACUCACCCACCAACGAUGGUUGGCGUACGUCUGGAGGAUGUGUCGUUGUCGGACCAGGCUUGCAUCUUCAACUACAACACUUACAUCGCCAUUCUCCUCGUCAGCAUCUUCACAGUUGUCAUCACUCUCCUCUGCGCUCUCAUCUACAGGUUCCGUUGGCAGUGUCGGUUUUUAGUUUACACCCUGCAACAUCGCUGUUCAGAUCGACAAGGUAGGACAGGUGUUCAAACCGCGUCCAUCUACGACAUCUUCGUGUCCUACGACAACAGAGACAACCAGUGGGUGCAUCAGGUGCUGCAGAAAGAACUAGAAAACAACCGACGCUUCCGGUUGUGUCUGCACGAGCGCGACUUCCUCCCCGGAAAGUUCAUCAGCCACAACAUCAUCGAACGACUGGAAGAAAGUCGCGCCAUCUUGCUGGUCCUGUCCAACUCCUUCUUGAAAAGCGAAUGGUGCCGCUUUGAGAUGUUUCUAGGCGUCAAGUCUGGACUGGCUGAGAAAAGGUUGGUUGUAGUUCCGGUUCUGCUGGAAGACCUGGACAAGACUUUGGUAGACAGCUUCGUCUGCACACUGCUGCACACAACGACAUACAUCGCCUGGCCUGCCAGGGGCACCAGCACAGAGAUCGAGCGCUUUUGGAAAAACCUUUCUCGGGUCAUCUCCGGAAGACGAAGAAUACAGUCAAACUAUGUCUUCAUGGUGUUGUACUUGGUGGUGGGGACACUGGAAGUACCCCUUAGUCCUCAGCAUGAACGACAGGCCGGUCACAGGCUGGCGACUCCGGCGAAGUGUGACCGUGGAGGGAGUUCACUGUGGACACCGUGUGGCGAUGACCUCUGUUGUUGCCGCGAGCCCCUGGCAGACUGCACAGGACAAAACCUUUCUUACAUUCCCGCAUUCUUCGAGUUUGCAAACAUCUCUCAUCUGGAUUUUUCUUACAAUUUUCUCCAGGCUAUCGACGAAAAGACACUCGAAAAUGUGACUUCCUUCACGAAUAUCGCUCUGGAGAAAAAUUCCUUAGCUUACGUCCAUCCGAACUCCUUCAAAAACUUCACUGCAUUGAGAGCUCUGAAUUUGGACCUUAAUCACCUCAACGACUCUGCGGGACUUUUCUUGGCCCUGAAAAUGACGACCUCACUGGAAAAUUUGACUGUCAACGGCAACCAACUCGACAGUCUCGAUUUCAGUCACGUGGCACACCUUCGAAAUUUACGCUUCUUACAUAUUCGUAACAACACAAUUGAAAACGUUGUAACGAAGGAUGUUGAGGUACAAGAUAAUCUCGUCCACCUGGGUUUAAGUAAAAACGUUUUGCCAAAGUUCCCGGAGUUUUGUGCUGACAACAACACGACAAUCUUCCCGAACCUUCGCUACCUGAACUUAGAAUGGAAUCAGAUUACCAGGUUAAACGACAUGGGAUGCUUGCCCAACCUCGCCACCUUGAUACUCAGUGGCAAUGCUGUCUAUCACACGAAAAGGAACUUCCUGCAGGGGUUACCCAGUCUUCAAACGUUGUAUUUCAAAUCAUGUACAAGCAGGUUUGUGGACGGUUCUGCCUUUAACCACUCUGGCCUGCAACACCUGGACGUCAGUGAGAACCUGUGGUUCUUCGACCACAUCUACGGCAAAGGUAUUAAUCUGGAUGUAUUUCAUUUCAUGCCGAACUUACAGACAAUAAACAUCUCCUGGACUACGUUUCAUUUCGCCAACGAAAGCGAGAUGCACAGAGUUCUUUCUCCUCUUACUCACGUGAAGGAAUUUAUCAUGGAAGGGACUGGCAUUCAAUCCAUCCCGAGGAUAGUGAUGCGUCACUUCACAAACCUUACUUACCUGGAUGUAGGUGUUAACGAAAUACCGUACUUAGCAGACAACACUUUCGAAAACUUGACCAACCUUCGAAAUUUGACCAUAAGUUACAAUUUCAUGACAACAUUCAGCGAACUUCUGUUAGAGCCGCUUAUGAAAGGAAACCAAGUAAUUACAUUAGACUUUAGUGGCAACCCCUUCUCCUGCCAGUGCGACUUGCUGUGGAUGAUCAAAAAAUUUCAAAAACAAAAGUCUGGGAGCAGGUUCGUCUUCCUGAACAAAGAUUCGUACAUCUGCACUCACCCACCAACGAUGGUUGGCGUGCGUCUGAAGGAUGUGCCGUUGUCGGAGCAGGCUUGCAUCUUCAACUACAACACUUACAUCGCCAUUCUCCUCGUCAGCAUCUUCACAGUUGUAAUCACUCUCCUCUGCGCUCUCAUCUACAGGUUCCGUUGGCAGUGUCGGUUUUUAGUUUACACACUGCAACAUCGCUGGUCAGAUCGACAAGGUAGGACAGGUGGUCAAACCGCGUCCAUCUACGACAUCUUCGUGUCUUACGACAACAGCGACAACCAGUGGGUGCAUCAGGUGCUGCAGAAAGAACUAGAAAACAACCGACGCUUCCGGUUGUGUCUGCACGAGCGCGACUUCCUCCCCGGAAAGUUCAUCAGCCACAACAUCAUCGAACGACUGGAAGAAAGUCGCGCCAUCUUGCUGGUCCUGUCCAACUCCUUCUUGAAAAGCGAAUGGUGCCGCUUCGAGAUGUUUCUGGGCUUCAAGUCUGGACUGGCUGAGAAAAGGUUGGCUGUAGUUCCGGUUCUGUUGGAAGACCUGGACAAGACUUUGGUGGACAGCUUUGUCUGCACACUGCUGCACACAACGACAUACAUCGCCUGGCCUGCCAGGGGCACCAGCACAGAGAUCGAGAGCUUCUGGAAAAACCUUUCUCUCGUCAUAGCUGGAAGACGAAGAAUACAAAACCCUCCUAUUCUUCUGAAGCAAUAUCUACUCCGGACAUCCUCCGCUGACUCCACAGUCACGCUGGCUCUUUCUUCUACUUCAGACCUCAUGCGACCACCUUCCUCUACAGACACCUGUAGACUGAGAAUGUUGUCUGCCAGUACAGCAAGCUAUGUGAUCACCACGAUUUUCUUGGUGCUAGUGGUGCAGACGACAGGUGCCAGACGACGGGUGGAGGGCAAGCUUCAGGCUGGGGUGUUGGCAUCCUACAAAGCCACCCGGAGGUUUAGCUGCAAGGAGGGAAGUGUUUGUGGAGACGGAUUCUGCUGUUGUCAUGACAGUUUUGCAGACUGCAGAGGAGGAAACCUCUUUUACAUUCCUGCCUUUCCUGAGGGCAUCACACACCUAAAUUUCUUCUCAAAUGUCCUCAGGGCUAUCGACGAGAAAACUCUCCGCAAUGCCACCUUCAUGGUGGAGCUGAAUCUGAGCAACAACUCUUUAUCUUAUGUCCACCCGAACUCCUUUGAAAACUUAACUCGAAUGGAAACUCUCUAUUUGGACUUAAAUUACCUGAAGGAUUCUGAAGCUCUUCUCUUCGCUCUCAAGAGUGCUACGUCCUUAAAAAACUUGACUGUCGAGGACAACAACCUCCACAAUCUCGAUUUCAACCACGUGACUCAGCUCGGCAACCUAAGUAUGUUGUCUGUUUGUAACAACGCCAUUAGUAACGUUUACACGAAAGAUAUUCAGGUGCAGGACCACAGUCUUGUCAAGCUGGAUAUCAGCGAAAACUUUCUGACUGAAUUCCCAAAUUUUUGCACAGACCAAGACAUGCCAGUGUUACCGAGACUAAACCAUCUGAACUUAGAAUGGAAUCAGAUUACCAACUUAAAUAACAUGGGAUGCUUGCCCAGCCUCUCCACCUUGAUACUCAGCGGCAAUGCUGUCUAUCACACCAGAAAGAACUUCCUGCAGGGGUUACCCAGUCUGCGAACAUUGCAUUUCAAAACGUGUACCAGCAGGUUCGUGGACAAUUAUGCCUUCAACCACUCUGGCCUGGAACACCUGGACGUCAGCGAGAACGUGUGGUUCUUCGACCACUUCUACGGCAAAGGCAUCGGACAUGAUCUCUUUCGUGACAUGCCAUGCUUGCAGUCAGUAAACAUGUCUUGGACUGUCUUUCAUUUCACCGAGGCAAGUGAGAUGGUCAGAAUCAUGUCCCCACUUGCUCAUGUCAAAGCAAUUAUCCUGGAAGGAGUUGGCCUGACUUCGAUCCCACAGGUGAUCCGUACAAGCUUUCGCAACCUCACUUACCUGGACAUAGCUGUUAACGAAAUACCGUAUUUGCCAGAUAACACUUUUGAGAACUUAACCGGUCUACAAAGACUAGAUAUGAGUCACAAUUAUAUGACAACAGUUAGUGAGACUCUAUUGAAACCACUUUUAGGAGAAAACAAAACCGUUCAGUUGGACUUCAGCUCGAACCCCUUCUCCUGCGUGUGUGACUUAAUGUGGAUGAUCAACAUUUUUCAGCAGCAAAAGGGUGAAGACGGAUUGGAGUUCCUGAACAAAGAUUGGUACAUCUGCACGAACCCAGCGAGUGUCAUCGGGGUGAGUCUGGCCAACGUGUCGCUGUCGGACCAGGCUUGCAUCUUCAACUACAACAUAUACAUCGCCGUUCUCUUCAUCAGUAUCCUCUCCAUUGCCUUCAUUCUUGUAGGUGCUCUCGUUUACAGGUUCCGCUGGCAAUGCCGGUUCUUAUUUUACACGCUACAGCAUCGACUAUCAAAUAGACGAAAAACGAAAGACAUCGAUAAUACUUUCAUCUACGACGUUUUCGUCUCCUACGACAGCAACGACAACCAGUGGGUGCAUCAGGUGCUGCAGCAAGAACUAGAAAAAAACCGACGCUUCCGGUUGUGUCUGCACGAGCGCGACUUUACCCCCGGAAAGUUCAUCAGCCACAACAUCAUCGAACGACUGAAAGAAAGUCGCGCCAUCUUGCUGGUCCUGUCCAACUCCUUCUUGAAAAGCGAGUGGUGCCGCUUCGAGAUGUUCAUGAGCAUCAAGUCUGGACUGGCUGAGAAAAAGUUGGUUGUAGUUCCAGUUCUGCUGGAAGACCUGGACAAGACUUUGGUGGACAGCUUCGUCUGCACACUGCUGCACACAACGACAUACAUCGCCUGGCCUGCCAGGGGCACCAGCACAGAGAUCGAGAGCUUCUGGAGAAACCUUUGUCGUGUCAUCCCCGGGAAGUGAGAGAGCAUCAUUGUAACGGCUGUUUGAUCCUCUAUAAAAUUUCAUACAGUACCUCGGAUGUUUGUGACAGUACGGAGGGAUCUUUUCAAAAUACGUCUGCGUCGGCCUACCAUAGUUUAUCGUUACAAGACGGUAUCACGAAGUGGCUGUCAGCGAAUUCAUUCACAAUAAUAAAAUAAUGUGUCUGAAUAGUUAAAAAAAGUACAAUCUCCAAGGCACAAGAGUACACCUUUUGAUAACCUCAUAGCUAUAAUGUAUAUCUAAAAAUUACUUAACAGUAUACAUGUCAGCGAGUUUUGGCAGCCAUGGUUGAGUCAUAAAUGCGGAUUUGUCAGAUCGCGCACCUGGUACACUGGUUUGCAGUCUUUCCAGCAGUCAAAGCAACAGAUUGUAAAUAAUUUUCAUUUGUCACUCGUCUCUUUUUCUGCUCAUUCAUUGACUAGAACGAUAAUAAUGCUAGAUAUGUUUUUAUUGUCGCUGUUAACAUUACCCGCCAUUUUAGAGUCUUUUUUUUAAAACCCAAAAAAGUAUUAAUGUUUGGUUCAUCUAAAAGUUAUAAGGUAGAUAAUUGUGUUGUUUUACUCAUUAUAUAUAUUAGCCUGGCUUCAAAUUAAAAUUAA